Messenger RNA from Colletotrichum orchidophilum, 396 nucleotides. RefSeq lists its product as uncharacterized. NCBI's taxonomy places the organism in Eukaryota, Fungi, Ascomycota, Sordariomycetes, Glomerellales, Glomerellaceae. The record is from RefSeq and is a predicted model, not a curated record. The transcript is spliced from 2 exons. The coding region runs from base 1 to 396 and encodes 131 amino acids.
AUGUUUGGCCGCGUCCUCCUCACGCUCGACGGCAUCUUCCUGCUCUUUGGCGCAUACUUGGCCGACUGGAACGAGACGCACAUCUACAACCCACGGUGGCCGCCGCACGCCAAAUUCCACAAUGGGCAGACAAUGACGCUCUCCCUGAUCCUAGGCAUGGCGACGCUCUUCUUCACGUGGCGCACCAACACGUCGGCCGAGAUGGCAAAGGAGUCGUUCCGCAUCGCAGGCUUUCUGGGGUCCAUCUACUGGGUGGCCGGGUGCGCUGCGAUGCUGUACCCCGACACCGACGGGCUGGACCCGGAGCACGGCGGACCGGGGUUCCCGCAGAAAUACCCCUUCACUGCGGCGAUUGGGCUCGCUGUGACGGGCAUGUAUCUCGAGGGCGGCGUCUAA